This is a messenger RNA of Vespa crabro (European hornet), 1142 nucleotides long. It is a transcript of the gene sqh, whose product is annotated as myosin regulatory light chain sqh. The coding region runs from base 142 to 666 and encodes 174 amino acids. The transcript has 4 exons. The record is from RefSeq and is a predicted model, not a curated record. Gene Ontology annotation, molecular function: myosin heavy chain binding; calcium ion binding. Gene Ontology annotation, biological process: post-embryonic development; locomotion. Gene Ontology annotation, cellular component: myosin II complex; cytoplasm. NCBI's taxonomy places the organism in Eukaryota, Metazoa, Arthropoda, Insecta, Hymenoptera, Vespidae.
UUCUGAUGGUACUUCAGAUGGCGUUAGUAGUCCGGGUGUGGUGAAUAAACUGCAGAGUGACGAGUGAGGUGACUCAUAUUGUUCAACGACGCUCUUUGCCUUUCUUGUAUUCUUUUCUCGUUAAUAUCAGUCAAUCACAAAAUGUCUGCCCGUAAAACAGCAGGCCGCCGGGCAACUACAAAGAAGCGUGCACAACGUGCGACGUCUAAUGUAUUUGCAAUGUUCGAUCAAGCACAAAUCGCAGAAUUCAAAGAAGCAUUCAAUAUGAUCGAUCAGAAUCACGAUGGAUUCAUAGACAAGGAAGAUCUUCACGAUAUGCUUGCCUCGCUUGGUAAGAAUCCCACUGACGAAUAUUUAGAAGCUAUGAUGAACGAAGCACUUGGUCCAAUCAAUUUCACAAUGUUUCUAACCUUAUUCGGUGAGAGACUUCAAGGUACCGAUCCUGAGGAUGUUAUUAAGAAUGCGUUUGGUUGUUUCGACGAAGAAAACACUGGUCACAUAAAUGAAGAACGUCUGCGUGAACUCUUGACAACCAUGGGUGACAGAUUCACCGACGACGAUGUCGAUGAAAUGUAUCGCGAAGCACCCAUUAAAGGAUCCAUGUUUGAUUAUUUAGAAUUCACACGAAUUUUGAAACAUGGAGCUAAAGAUAAAGACGAACAGUGAGCAUUAAAUACAAUCUCAUCUCCUCACCGUACGAAUCUAUUUUCUAUCAUAAAAAGUAACUUAAGUUUUUCUUUAUUUCAAUUUUCAAAGUAUGCCCGAUAAAUUAUUUAUAAAGCAUAACAUUUGAAUUUUUAAAUCUUUUGAUUAGUAUUACAUUUUCAUUCAUAGCCAUGCCAUCUAUAUUCUUAUUAUAUUUAAUAUAUCCUAUAUUCUUAAUAUAUGCAUUAUGUCAGAAAAAAAUAUGUGCCGUUAAAGUAUAGGUUAUGGUACUCUAUUAAAAAGGGAGUUAAAAUACUGUGCAUUAUAAAAGGAGAUCAGUAAGAUAUGAUUUAUUGAACUCCCACCAUUUUAUUAUGGUGUAUAUUAAUAAUAAUAACGAAGCGGUCGAUAAGAAAAUAUACAUAUAAGAUAUAUUUACAAACUUGUAACUGUUGUAGAUUUGGCAUUUAUAUUUUAAUAUAAUAAUCCACUCCGAA